Filobasidium floriforme is the source of this 1599-nucleotide messenger RNA. Its product is annotated as actin family. Lineage: Eukaryota; Fungi; Basidiomycota; Tremellomycetes; Filobasidiales; Filobasidiaceae. The record is from RefSeq and is a predicted model, not a curated record. The transcript has 7 exons. The coding region runs from base 201 to 1328 and encodes 375 amino acids.
CAUACCAUCACUUUGCAUACCUUGCACCAUUCUCCCUCUCUUCCCUUGAUUAUACGAUCCCAAUUGAAUCACGUCUAUCGUGCCUCAUCGUCAAUUUCCUCAAUCUCCUGUUAAUCAUCGGGUCGAUAUCCUUCCUUCGUCGUCGUCUUCGUCGAAUAUCACAUCACAUCAUAUCGACACUCGAGUAGAAAUCAGCCAAAAUGGAUGAAGAAGUCGCCGCCCUCGUUAUCGACAACGGUUCUGGUAUGUGCAAGGCCGGUUUCGCCGGUGACGAUGCUCCUCGAGCCGUCUUCCCUUCCAUCGUCGGACGACCCCGACACCAAGGUGUCAUGGUCGGUAUGGGUCAAAAGGACUCUUACGUCGGUGACGAGGCCCAGUCGAAGCGAGGAAUCUUGACCUUGAAGUACCCGAUCGAGCACGGUAUCGUCACCAACUGGGACGACAUGGAGAAGAUCUGGCACCACACUUUCUACAACGAGCUCCGUGUCGCUCCCGAGGAGCACCCCGUCCUCUUGACCGAGGCUCCCUUGAACCCCAAGCAGAACCGUGAAAAGAUGACCCAGAUCAUGUUCGAGACCUUCAACGCCCCCGCAUUCUACGUCUCGAUCCAGGCCGUCUUGUCGUUGUACGCUUCCGGAAGGACCACCGGUAUCGUCCUCGACUCGGGUGAUGGUGUCACCCACACCGUCCCCAUUUACGAGGGUUUCUCGUUGCCCCACGCCAUCUUGCGAUUGGACCUCGCCGGACGAGACUUGACCGAGUACCUCAUCAAGUGUCUGAUGGAGCGAGGAUACCCCUUUACCACCACGGCCGAAAAGGAGAUUGUCAGGGACAUCAAGGAGAAGCUCUGUUACGUCGCCCUCGACUUUGAGCAGGAGAUGCAGACCGCCGCUCAGUCCAGUCAGCUCGAAAAGUCGUACGAGUUGCCCGACGGUCAGGUCAUCACCAUCGGAUCCGAGAGGUUCCGAGCUCCCGAGGCCUUGUUCCAGCCCAGCUUCCUCGGUCUCGAGGCUAGCGGAAUCCACGAGACGACCUACAACUCGAUCAUGAAGUGUGACUUGGACAUCAGGAAGGACUUGUACGGAAACAUCGUCAUGUCCGGAGGUACCACCAUGUACAACGGUAUCGCCGACCGUAUGCAAAAGGAGAUCACCACCUUGGCUCCUUCUUCGAUGAAGGUCAAGAUUGUCGCUCCUCCCGAGCGAAAGUACUCGGUCUGGAUCGGAGGAUCCAUCUUGGCCUCGCUGUCGACCUUCCAGCAGAUGUGGAUCGCCAAGAGCGAGUACGACGAAGCCGGUCCUACCAUCGUUCACAGGAAGUGUUUCUAGGCGACAUGAUCAUCAAGUGUCGUUCUUGGGUCUCCUUCUUUCUGCGUACGAUUGUUCUCCUUCGGCUUUUUAUAUAUAUAAACCCUCACCAGUUGUGCCUCGUUUCUUAAACCUUUCUUUUUAUGUGUGUCUCUGAUCUCGGGGUGUCUUGUAAAGUGCCUCGGUGGAUGAUGAUGAAAUUAUUCAAAAUGAGUCUAGCGGGCAUGGACAGGAGACGAUCUGUGGCCUGUGGAUGACGUUUCAUGAUCUCUUGCGGUCUCGGAUCUUACUG